AGUUGCAAUGAUGAAUCAGUACUAAGUGAUUGUCGGUGGGAAGAAUGGACCUGCACAAUUGACACAUCCCACAGUGCAUGCUAUACCAGAAGGACACGACGUGAAGAUGGAUACAUCAAGCAAGACGAAGGCUGUGUGAAUACAGCCUGGAAUCCAACAUUCUGUGGCCGUGCCUCAGAGACUCAGGCUGUGUUGUGCUGUAAUGACAGUGACAUGUGCAAUCAGUAUUUCACGCCUACUUUUCUCCCUCGAGCAAUUGUCACAUCAACUAAAGCACCGCAGUCAAUAUCCAAUAUCCAUACUUUUUCUUUAGUCAGAGAUACUGUCACACUAAGAGUUAGCUCUACCAUCUUGGAGCUCUCUACAUCUCAUGCACUCUCUACACUCCUGAGUACCACCACUGAAGGAACAUUCUCGGUUUCGUCUGCACCAACAAAGACACCCUCUCCCACAUCUCAGCCUGGUUUGAAUUAUAGACCAAGUUGUAGUCAAAUUCGUUUUUGGCAUGCAUGCAUCAAUUCCAAAUUUAAAGCUCUGCACCUUAAUUUGGCUAAGUUAAGUAUUCUAUCUCACAAAUUACAGCUGUGGCACCAACCAUGUUGCAUCCAAUUGUCACAACAGUUGGACUUCAUAAAAUCUGUGUAUCUUUACUUUACCUGACCUUACCAUUAGUGGACUAUUUGUUUGAAAGUUGUUUUUAUCUUUGCAGGUUUUUACUCUGCUAUUGAACCAGUAAUUGGGGGAAUAUGUUGUUCCUGUGUUUUUGUCAGUGGCUCAUCUGCAAUAGGGUGUUCUCUGAAACUCUACUCUGAUGAACACACACUGCUGGUCUUCAACAUUUCUCGGGGAACAUAUGAUAAUGUAGCAGUUUUAAAAUGCUUUACGAUGCAACAAACAGGGGUAUUUGGAGCAUUUCUGCAUGAAAUACAAGAGGAUGGAUCUGAAGGGCCUUCUAUGUUGCACCUUCAAGAUGUAAAGCUUGAAAUCAGACCAAUCUGUGGCAACACCAAGACUGAGAGUGCUUCAAAAUCCAGAGUAAUGACUGGACUUUCAGUUGCACUGAGUCUAGCACUGGUUAUUCUCCUACUGACUACUCUGAUCACGUGCUUCUUGUUGGUUACAAACCAGAGGGCCAGACACAAGAGAAAUAGCACAAUCACACAAAGUGAUCUCCAAGCAGUUUCACCCUCGUGUCUUGCAAACUGUUGAAGAUGAGAAACUAGAAACGCAAGCAGUUGUCAAAACAGUGAAGCUGUAAAGAAGAGAAGAAAGUAUUAUAGUAGUCUGUUUGCAGACAACACAAACCAUAGUGUAUACCCAAUGAACUCUGUUACCCUAGGAAUUUAUUGCUGUUUCAUGUAACUGCUGACUUUGUUGAAAUUCACAUGUCCUACGUUUCCUAGUCAACCGAGUUUGUUUCAAGUAACUGACCAU
Messenger RNA from Geodia barretti, 1434 nucleotides. NCBI's taxonomy places the organism in Eukaryota, Metazoa, Porifera, Demospongiae, Tetractinellida, Geodiidae. The record is from the annotation of a GenBank genome assembly.